Molecule: messenger RNA, 1141 nt
Organism: Filobasidium floriforme
Lineage: Eukaryota; Fungi; Basidiomycota; Tremellomycetes; Filobasidiales; Filobasidiaceae
Exons: 5
Coding region: 240-992 (250 amino acids)
Biological process (GO): ribosomal large subunit assembly
Cellular component (GO): preribosome, large subunit precursor
Source: RefSeq, a predicted model, not a curated record
CAAAGUCAUUUGUUUGAUAAGGCCGCCAAUCAUACCAUGAGCUAUGACGUGUAUUACCUCCCUCUCCCCCGCUUUAUGAAUAUCAGCUUCGCCCAUAAUUAUGAUUUUGAAACGCUGCCCGAGCUGAAAGUAUCAAGGUCGAGCGGAUUUGAACUAGAAAUCAAGAAGUUGGACACCUUCGACUUCUCAACCCCUUCACAACUGUCAUAUCAAUUCCAAACAAUUGAUUAGUACCCGCAAUGUCAGCGACGCUUCCACCAGCAGCGUCAACGGCGGCACCAGCCGUCGCCAAAACCAACGCCCGGAAGAGAAAACCCAGAAAGAGACGGAGAAAGAACAACAAGGCUGGGGACUCGUCCAGCUCGAGCAGUGACAGUUCAAGUGACGAUGAGCCUGUCAAGGCUGUUCCGACGCCCGUCAAGCCGGUUCCAGCUAAAAAGGCAGCUUCCUCAUCUUCGGAUAGCGAUUCCUCUUCCUCUUCCUCCUCCUCAUCAUCAUCCUCAUCCGAUUCAGACUCGGACGAUGAUGCUCCCGGACCUUCGAAACCUGUUACUCCUGCCGCUGUAGCAGAGCCGGCUCGACCGAGAAGACGACAACCUUCCCGAUCCCUCUCCCCUACCGUUCGUGAUGUGCCAGCGUUCGCUCCUCCUCCCACCACGACUGCCAAGUCGGCGUCGACAACAUCUCCCAAGGUCAACGGAAAGGGCAAAGAAAAGGCAAUCCCGGCUACGAUGGAGGUGGAUGACGUAGAGCCGGACAAUGACGAGGAUAGACAGGCGAGGUUCAGAAAGCUGUGGAUGGGCAAAGUGGUCACGGCGUUUGGGAAUGACCUGGAACAGCUGCGCAAGGAUGAACCUGGUCUGACGGGGUCCAAGUUGGAACUUCUGAUCGAAUCGCUUGCUGCUGGUACGGAAGUGUUCAGCGACGGUCGCAACAAAAAGGACGACGGGUCCAUGGAGGUCGACGAGAUUGGAGUUGUGCUAGGAGAUUGAGCUGUGGGUCCGGUCCGGGCAAGCAUGACGAGGCUACACACAGCCUGUGUAUACUAGAUAUAACGACAUCCAUUUCGUGCGACUCGCUCUCGGCAACAAAUUCGGUCGCACAUUUUCGGUUCGCUCUCCCCCUUCGACACGACUUUAUG